Messenger RNA from Periophthalmus magnuspinnatus, 4825 nucleotides. RefSeq names its product WD repeat-containing protein 37. The transcript has 14 exons. Lineage: Eukaryota; Metazoa; Chordata; Actinopteri; Gobiiformes; Gobiidae. The record is from RefSeq and is a predicted model, not a curated record. Gene Ontology annotation, cellular component: preribosome, large subunit precursor. Bases 175 to 1650 code for a protein of 491 amino acids. Gene Ontology annotation, molecular function: protein binding.
GUACCGGAUGUGCUCUGAUGUGUUUCCGCUCACUUCCUCUUCUAAACUGUCACGUCUUUUAACCAAACGUGCCCAGCGCUAUGGAUUAUAUUCCAGAGAAUGACAUUUACUGCACGAUACUACACUAAAGACCCGUAACUCCAUUUUGAAAAUCAGGACUAAGCCUGAGGAGCCAUGCCAGUGGAGAGCAGCAGCAGCAGUGCAGCACGACAGGCGAAGCAGAAGAGGAAGUCCCACAGUCUGUCCAUCCGCAGGACCAACAGCACGGAGCAGGAGCGCAGGGAGCUCAUGGAGACUCAGGACUCCAAGCUGCCUCUGUCCAUGCGCUCCAACCUCCUGGACCUGUUCAGCCAGAUCGAGAGGGAGUUUGAGAACCUCUACAUCGAGAACAUAGAACUGCGCAGGGAGAUUGAGACGCUGAACGAUCGCCUCACCGCAGAUGGACAAACAAUCGAGGGAUCAGACUUAGCUAAAGGAGCUCUCAAAACUAAAGCCAGUCACAGCACAAGUCAGCUCUCCCAAAAGCUCAAGACCACAUACAAGGCCUCCACCAGCAAGAUUGUGUCCAGCUUCAAGGCCACCACCUCACGUGCCGUCUGCCAGUUGCUAAGGGAGUUUGUGGGGCACCGAGAUGGCAUCUGGGACGUCAGCAUCACCAAAACACAACCCGUUGUUAUGGGAACAGCCUCUGCAGACCACACUGCCAUGCUGUGGAGCAUUGAGACAGGGAAGAGCCUGUUGAAGUAUCUGGGCCAUCAGGGGUCAGUCAACUCCAUCAAGUUCCACCCCACGGAGCAGUUGGCCGUCACAGCCUCUGGAGACCAAACAGCUCACAUAUGGAGGUUCAUGGUGCAACUGCCCACACCUCAACCGGUCACAGACACCACUCAGACAUCUUGUGAGGAGGAUGUGGAAUGCUCAGACAAAGAUGAGGUUGAUGUGGAGGGGGAGGGGCCAAAUGAGUGCCCAUGUGUGCGUGUGCCCACCACUACACUUCGCAGUCACCAGGGCGUUGUCAUAGCAGCAGACUGGCUGGUCGGGGGCAGGCAGGUGGUCACUGCGUCCUGGGACAGAGCAGCCAACCUGUAUGACGUGGAGACCUCUGAGCUGGUGCACUCGCUCACCGGUCAUGACCAGGAGCUGACCCACUGCUGCACCCAUCCCACCCAGCGCCUGGUGGUGACAGCCUCCCGUGACACCACCUUCAGGCUGUGGGACUUCAGAGACCCCUCCAUCCAUUCGGUCAACGUCUUCCAGGGACACACCGACACUGUCACCUCCGCAGUCUUCACAGUGGGAGAUAACGUGGUCUCCGGUAGUGACGACCGAACAGUCAAAGUGUGGGACCUGAAGAACAUGAGGUCGCCCAUGGCAACCAUCCGCACUGACUCUGCUGUCAACAGGAUCAGUGUGUCAGUGAGCCAGAAGAUCAUCGCUCUCCCUCAUGACAACCGGCAGGUGCGGCUCUUCGACAUGUCUGGAGUGCGGUUGGCUCGGCUCCCACGCACCAACCGACAGGGGCACCGGCGCAUGGUGUGCUGCUCGGCCUGGUGUGAGGACAGCGCCCCCUGUAACCUGUUCACGUGUGGCUUCGACCGGCAGGCCAUCGGCUGGAACAUCAACAUCCCAGCUCUGCUGCAGGACAAGUGACAAAGCUCUCCUGCACUAGGCCUGAGCACUGUGUCACAUGUCCUUUAAACACACGAAGGGGAGUGAACCUUUAAAUAGUUGCACUUUUAAACACACGCAGCUGCUACAAUGGGAGGCUUUCAAAGCACAAACGUGUGGGUUUGAACAAGGGACUCAGAGUAGAUCCAUCAAGAAAUGAUUGUGAAUGUGUACUUGUUCGUAAACCACUAAAGGAAACUGCCACAUUAGACUUUUGGUUUGAACAACAGCACAAAGGCAACUGUCUUGACUAUUUUUGUUGAAGGAAUUCAGAUUUUACCAAACUCUGCCCCCUGGCUGCAAGCUUACUGUCAACUCAAAGACUUGGUUCCUUAGAAUAGGAGAUGACAAUUAUGGCUCCCACUCAUUAUCAUUCACAGGUUUUUCUUCACUAGUCAUUGUCUUUUUACCAUCAUAUUUCAAAAAUGUCUGUGUAAUCCCUAAGACAUCCAGGUAUGAUCCGUAGCAAAAGAAAAAUUUAUUUCUAUCACCUGGACAAAAUGUUUUAGAGGUUUUGCUUCUUCAGUUCUGGUGGAUACUACCUUAUCUGAAGAGGGGAACUAACUAGACUGAACUAACGCACUUGUCUAUAGGUAAGGCAAGGCAAGUUUAUUUGUAUAGCACAAGUCAUACACAAGGUAAUUCAAGGUGCUUUGCAGAAUAAAAAAGACAUUAAAAUGACGAUACAACAAAUCGAAGCAUAAAUAAUCACAUUUAUAAACAGUUUGUUUGUUGGCAAGGACUAUUGAACUACACUAAGUGAGAACUGUGCCUGAGUCAUAUUUUGCACAAUCAUUCAGGCCCCUGAUGGGUGCAGACUGAGACACAAAACAGCCACUCCAUAAGAGAAUGUACCAACACCGUUGCAAGAGUUCCUCAGGACCCCAGUCUGCUGUACAUCUCCAGCUCAAAGCCACUAACCACUCCUUUGAAGUGAGUGAUUGUCAGAUCUGAGUCAGACAAAAUAAAUCAUUUGCGAGGGGAGUUAAAGAGGCUUUUUUUGUUAGGAAAGACAAUCCUUCUUUGAAAAGGAAUGGGGGCUUAGACAUAAUUUAUCUUCUAUUUAGUCCUUCCUCAGACCUAAAUCAAAUCAAGGAAACCAAUUGUGCUAGAUAUUAUGCUAAUAGGUAUGAAAACACCCAUUAGGGACUUCAAUGACUAUGUAAAAUAUGACUAAAACAGAAACUGUAAACAACCAGUGUGUUAGUUUCAGUGUAGUUAGCUCCUCCUUCAGACAGAUAUAAAGCCGUGUCCAGCAGUGAUCUGACCAGAACUGAAGACGAACAGCGAAACAGCAUCACUUAGAAACAUCUUUCCAGUUGACAGAAUUUAAUUUUUCUUUUACUAUAUAUCAAAAAUUGUGGCUUUUUCUUAUGAAUGGUCAGUCAGUUGUUGUCUCAUGAACAUGUUGUAUUGCCUGGAAUAUUCCACGGUAUGGCAUUAACUUAUCUGUCUUUCAUUUUUUUGAAUUACAGAUGUUUUUAUAGCCAAAAAUAGUUGGUUUGAAGGAGUCAUUUACUUGUCUCCAUGGGCAUUGUUAAAGGUCCUAUAUUACACAAAAUUGACUCUUGUGAGCUUUAAACCAUAUUGAAAAUUCACCUCAUUAGAAACAUACCCAGAGCUCUGUUUUUUUUUUAUUCACACGUUUAAAUAACACUUUAUUAUUAGUCUGUCUACAUCUCCAAAAUGCUCUAUUCCACCUUGUGAUGAUGUUAGUUUUCAAGUUAACAGCUCCUUUUACCUUUAAUUCAGUAGAAUUUGGCAAAUCCAGGGCUUAAAUCAUUCAAUUAUUUCUUGUGAAGGUGUAUGGAGUUUAAAAACACAAUGGAGCAAAGAUCAGCAAAUAGUGUAAUAUGGGCCCUUUAAGUUUUAUGUGUAAUGUGUAACAUUCCAGGCAAGAUGACAACAUCUCCAGGGAGAAAAAAGCCUUUGGACCCUCCACCUAAAAACUUACAUAGUGCCACUUUAGUUUACUGUUUGUUUCACAUUCAUUUAUCUCAUAUCCAAUAUGAGCGAUAUUUAAAAUCACUCUAUUUUCAUGUGUGAUAGACAGCUUGGUGUACCCAUCAAACCAGAUUUCUUCCCUGUUGUGUGAAGUUUAGUGGGUUGCCAUAGGAGCAGCUGAGGAUUCUCCUCUCAUCUAUGAGAACUGGCUCUUCCGAUUGACUUGAAAGUAUCGGUUCUUUGAUCUGAGUUGAAUGAGCCAUUUGUAGGAGUAAAACCAGAGUGUAGAAAGUCAGUCUGUCCUGCCAGAAUACUUUAACCAUUCCCUGCAUAAAAACAACUCACAAACUAUUGUAAUGUUACUGCACAAUAAUGAGCCUUAUGUUCUCUGCCUCUCAGCUUUCCAGAGGCUUUAUUGUAAACUUAGCAUAAACUUAGCAUUUUGUUAUGAUUUUAUACUCACGGUGCUGCUUUUGAAUUGAUCCUUUUAAAUGUGUGUAAUGCAUUUGUAUUCUAUGUUUGAUCUCAAGACGAAACGCAUACUGGGCCUUUGAGUGAUGUCGAGUGGUCCAGAGGGAGAAAGGGAAAUCAUGAAAUAAACAAGUGACUGACAAGUAAAAGUACUGUUACUUAAAAAGAAUUUUACUCACGUAGAAGUACAAAGUGGUAACCCAAGAAAUUACUCAAAUAAGAGUAAAAAGAAACUUCUGCUAAAGUAAAGUUUGGACAUACCAUCUGGUUUAUAUAAGAAAAUGUAAUUUCAACAAACAGAGCAUUAAAUAAUACUAAAUUUGGUAUUUUCAAAGACACAAACAUGACACAAACUAAAUCAUAUCUGAAGGAGCUGCAAAAAACAAAUGUUCAAAUCAUUUUAUAUUGUUACAUGAAGCUUAAGUCACUUUAGACUCACUCACAGAGGGAAGAGGAACACAGCUUUUACUCAAGUAGUACAGUCAGUUACACUGUCAAAUAUAUUAUCAAGUAGGGAGUCAAGUAUGGGGUCUGAAAACUAAACUCAGUAAAAUGUAUUUGAGUAAAGGACAUGAAAAGUAUUAGUAUUUGUCAAAGUGUGUCAUACGUUGAAAAAUUACAUAUGUGUUUUUAUUGCAUAUUGGCUUUUUAUUGCAUAUGGCUUGGACAGUGAAUUCUGUAAAGCAGCGAAUGAUGGAGGGUGGUGACAUUCUGAAACAACAUCUUAGUCACUGCUGAGAAA